Messenger RNA from Ostreobium quekettii, 420 nucleotides. The record is from the annotation of a GenBank genome assembly. NCBI's taxonomy places the organism in Eukaryota, Viridiplantae, Chlorophyta, Ulvophyceae, Bryopsidales, Ostreobiaceae.
AUGGCGCGCAAUGAUUCCUUCGCAAAGACGACAGGGGGCGAUCCUCGGAGACCUCCAAAGAAAUACAACAGGCCCGUCACAAGCCCUGACGAUCAGCCCCCAGACCCGAUGCUGCUCAUGGCCCUGGUGUUUGGGAUCCUGGCACUGCUCAUGAAGAUGAAGGUAUCUGCUUGGUGUUCUCUGUUCUGCUGCAUUUCUUCACUCGCGAACAUGAAGAUCGAGCUCAUGGAUUUCAAGCACGUUUUCAGCUCCGUGACACUUUGUGGGCAGUCCUGGAUCCCCGCACAACUUCUUGAGAAGCUUGUGCUACACGAAAGAAAUGGCACGAACCCGAUGAACGAGCUGAUAGUCCAUUGCGUGGAUGGCGAUUCACUCUAUUCGAAGCCAACACGGUUGCAGUGUAUUUUCCAGCAAGCAUAG